Messenger RNA from Drosophila novamexicana, 2205 nucleotides. Its product is annotated as WD repeat domain phosphoinositide-interacting protein 3. Gene Ontology annotation, cellular component: phagophore assembly site membrane; cytosol; extrinsic component of membrane. The transcript has 7 exons. The record is from RefSeq and is a predicted model, not a curated record. Gene Ontology annotation, molecular function: phosphatidylinositol-3-phosphate binding; phosphatidylinositol-3,5-bisphosphate binding; protein binding. NCBI's taxonomy places the organism in Eukaryota, Metazoa, Arthropoda, Insecta, Diptera, Drosophilidae. Gene Ontology annotation, biological process: protein lipidation; nucleophagy; autophagy of mitochondrion. The coding region runs from base 182 to 1204 and encodes 340 amino acids.
UUGCUUGCACCAUUUUGAGUAGAAUUGAGUUGGCAGCGCAACAUCAUUUAGAUGUUGCCAGCCCUAGCUAAAUGCAUGAAAGAAAAUAAGUAGGAAUCAUCACGCAGUUAACUAUUUUGGGGUGUUGAAGCCGAACAAACAAUUUGCAAACCAUUUGGCUUGCGAGUGAAGCGACUUUAUUAUGAAUUUAACGGAGCAGAAUCCGUAUGGCAAUGGCCUGCUCUAUGCUGGCUUUAACCAGGACCAAGGAUGUUUUGCUUGUGCCACGGACACCGGGUUUAGGGUGUACAACUGCGAUCCGCUUAAAGAGAAGGAACGCCAAUACUUUCCUGAAGGUGGCCUCAGCCAUGUUGAAAUGCUCUUUCGCUGCAAUUAUCUGGCGCUUGUUGGUGGCGGUAUUCGGCCCCUGUAUCCGCCCAACAAGGUGAUUGUCUGGGAUGAUCUCAAGAAAUCACCGGCCAUAACUCUGGAUUUUAAUCAACCUGUGCGCGCUGUACGCCUGAGACGGGAUCGGAUUGUCGUUGUGCUGGAGGGCAUCAUUAAAGUGUAUACAUUUACACAGCAGCCACAGCAGCUGCAUGUGUUUGAAACUAGCUCCAAUCCCAAUGGCUUGUGCGUCUUGUGUCCGCACAGCAAUAAAAGCCUACUCGCAUUCCCAGGUCGACGUACCGGUCAUGUACAAAUCGUUGAUCUUGCCAAUACAGAGCGUGCCCCAUUGGAGGUGAUUGCGCAUGAGGCGGCCAUCAGUUGCAUUGCAUUAAACUUGCAGGGCACUCGCUUGGCCACCGCCGGCGAGAAAGGUACCCUUAUACGCAUUUUCGAUACGGAGAAUGGCAAAAAGGUAUCAGAGCUGCGGCGCGGUAGUAAUCAUGCAAACAUAUUUUGCAUCAAUUUUAAUCAUCAGUCCACAAUGAUUGUUGUGGCGUCCGAUCAUGGAACCAUACACGUCUUUAAUUUGGAGGACAACAAGGCGCGCGAAUCAUCGCUUCCGAUUAUACCCAAGUAUUUCUCAAGUCAAUGGAGUUUUGUUAAAUUUUCCAUACCGCAGGGACCUCGCUGUAUUUGUGCCUUUGGUGCCGAAUCCAAUUCGGUUGUGGCUAUUUGUGCGGAUGGACACUACUACAAAUUCCUAUUCAAUAACAAAGGCGAAUGCAGUCGGGAUGUGUGCACGCAGUUCCUUGAGCUGCAGGAUGACGAAACAUAAAGUCGAACAAUUACUGUGUGGCACCUAUAUAAGCAUAUUAAUAUACAUACAUGAAAUUCGUGUUACACAAUUUAAUAUUUAAGCAUGCUUUAAACCUACCUUACAAGGCGAAGUUCACAUAAAACUGUAGUUAACAAUUGUAAAUGUUACACAAUUAAUUCGACUUGCCGUUCUUCCAGCUGGGAUCGCUUGAAUUUAGAGCUGCUCUAUUACUCAAAUUUGCGGAACGUCGCUCGAAUUGCAUUCUAUAUCUUAUAGACUUGACAAUUGCAAUACUGAAUACAGUAAAAGAGUUCAAAUUUUCGUAUUUGUUAUUCAAUAUAUUAUUACGAGACGUGUUGUAAUGCUCGAAUUUUUAAGUAUGUGGAACAUGGAUCGAAUGGCAUAUUAAAUUAAAAACGUCUGAGUGCUGCAAUACUCAAUGCAAUUCAGUUUUUUGUAAUAGGCAUACAUGCCAAUCUUCAAUGGAGAAUCGUACUCUACAGGACUAAAGUGCCCUUUUACAAGAUGUGCGGCUCAUUGAAAACACCAUUUUAAUCGGCAAACGGUUGCUAAAAAGGAUUCCGCCCGAAAGUUAUAAGUCGCAUUACCUGUAAUAGCAUGCUUUGUGCGCGAUAACUAUCCCAAACAAUGCGCAGAUGUCAACGCGGAAAAGCUCAAGAAUAUCAUCUUUGAUCUUGGAUCUUGGAUCCAUCAGCCCCUGUCUGUGGGACGAAGUACUGUACUGGCAAGGAUCUGUGCAAGAAUAACAAGCAAUGUGAAAUAUAGCUUUCGGGCAGAGUCCUUUUUGGCAAUCGUCUUCUGGCUAAAAUGGAUUCUGCAAUGACAGGCACAUCUUUUAAAAAGGCACUUUAGUCCUAUAGAGUGGGAUUCUGGAUUGAUGAUUGGCACAUAUGCUUAUUAUAAAGAAUCUGCGUGAAUACCAGAACUAACACAAUUCGCAACUUCCUGUAUUGAUCAAACUUUCACUUAUUAAACAAAUAAAACAGCACUAACUGAGA